Molecule: messenger RNA, 334 nt
Organism: Nezara viridula (southern green stink bug)
Lineage: Eukaryota; Metazoa; Arthropoda; Insecta; Hemiptera; Pentatomidae
Source: the annotation of a GenBank genome assembly
AUGAUGGCAUGCCACAGAGCACAUCUUAACUUGGAAAGCCUCAAACAAUCUCUGCUCCGAGCAGUUGAACACUUUCCUCAAGAAGUGCUGCGUGUUACUAUUAAUGACUGCCCACGGAGAUGCCUUUAAAUGUAUUCUUCCAUCACGAUCCAUGGCUGCGUUCCUCCAUUUCAUGACAUCCAGCUUUGCAGCGUCUCUUGCUAUCUCGUCCUUCCAGCGAUCCCUCGUUCUACCUCUUUUUCUCUCUUUUUCCACUAUGGCCAUGUCCAGCAUCUUCUUCUGCAGCAUUCUAGUAAUAGGACCUGCCCAUCACAUCUUACCUAAUUUUAUUUAA